Mucor velutinosus is the source of this 1443-nucleotide messenger RNA. RefSeq lists its product as uncharacterized. Bases 1 to 1443 code for a protein of 480 amino acids. Gene Ontology annotation, biological process: magnesium ion homeostasis. The record is from RefSeq and is a predicted model, not a curated record. The transcript is spliced from 7 exons. NCBI's taxonomy places the organism in Eukaryota, Fungi, Mucoromycota, Mucoromycetes, Mucorales, Mucoraceae.
AUGCCCAACAUAAAGAGUAUAACUCAUCUUAGUUCUAUACGAACCAUCAUCCUGGCUACGGUCUCUUUGACAUCAACUAUCUAUGGCCAUCCUUUGAGUCAAUAUACCAAUCAAGAAGUUGCUGUCGAAGAACCUGAGGUUGAUUAUGGUUCUGCCGAGUUUUAUGAGAAAUUAGUAGUGAUUAUGAUCCUCGUAUUGACGGGUGGUGCCUUUGCUGGUCUUACACUUGGUUUAAUGGGUAUGGAUGAAACCAACCUUCAUGUCCUUAUUCAAUCUGGUACAGAAUCCGAGAAAAAGUAUGCCAAGCAAGUGUUGAAGUUGCUCAGUCGUGGCAAACAUUGGGUCUUGGUUACUUUGCUCUUAUCCAAUGUCAUUGUCAACGAAACCUUGCCCAUCAUCUUGGACAGUGUUCUUGGUGGUGGCUGGAAGGCUGUUGUCAUGUCUACUGCUUUGAUUGUUAUUUUUGGAGAAGUUAUUCCACAAUCCAUUUGUGUUCGUUACGGUUUAGCCAUUGGUGCAAAGGCUUCUGGCAUGGUGCUCGCAUUGAUGUACAUCAUGUACCCUAUCGCCUACCCUACUGCUCUUUUGUUGGAUUUCUUCUUGGGUGAAUCUCAUGGUACCAUUUACAAGAAGGCUGGUUUGAAGACGCUUGUUUCUCUCCACAAAUCCGUCAACCCUACUGAUGUCGAUGCAUUGACUGAAGACGAAGUUACCAUCAUUGGCGCUGUGCUCGAUUUGAGAUCAAAGCCAGUAUCUCAAAUCAUGACACCCAUUGCCGAUGUAUUCACCCUCUCUACUGAUGCCAUUUUGGAUGAAGAGCUUGUGGAUAGAAUCUUGCUUGCUGGUUAUUCCCGUAUCCCAGUUCAUGUGCCUGGAGAUAAUGUCAACUUUGUCGGUAUGCUUCUCACUAAGCGUUUGAUCACUUACGACCCUGAAGAUGCUCUUCCUGUUAAGGACCUUCAUAUCAGCACCUUGCCUGAAACUGGACCUGAAACGAGCUGUCUCGAUAUCUUGAACUUUUUCCAAGAAGGCAAAAGUCAUAUGGCUUUGAUCUCGGAAGAUCCUGGAGCUCAUAGUGGUGCUUUGGGUGUGAUUACCCUCGAGGAUGUCAUUGAGGAAUUGAUUGGCGAAGAGAUUAUUGAUGAAACUGAUGUCUAUGUUGAUGUGCACAACAAGAUUAGAGUUGUCCGUCGUCAAGUUCAAAACAGAAGAAACAGUAGACUGACUCGUUUAUUGACUGCUCACAAGCGUCAAACCCAAGGUAUCAAGGGUACUCCUAGUCGUGAAAACUCUACUGGUUCUUUAAGCAGUAAAAAAGUCAUUGAGCCCCACAUGAAGCCUGUCUACGGCUCUGUGCCCAAGACUUCCUUGUCUGCAUCGCCUGAACACCAUUUUGGUGGUGGUAAUGAUGAAAACCAGCCUCUUUUAAACAACUCUAAUUAG